AUUGGGACCAGUCAAACCCAGCCUGCGAUUCUUGCCCUAGCCUCCCUGUCCAGGAGCCCAAAGUCACAAAGUGAAAGGCCGGAUGCAACGCAGGGAGCCGGAGCAGCCUGAGGCAGGGGGGCCACCAGGAGUGCAGGGCCCUCCAGCCGCGCUUAGCAGCAUCUCCACAGCAACCAGCAACCAGACGGCAGCAGCCUAGGCAGACGCAAAAGGACUACUUCCCACCGUGGCCAAGGAAUGACAACGGCAAAUCAGGCCACAGCGCUGACAAGGGAGGUGGAGUGUCACUAGAAGGGAGGGUGCGGCCACCGCCCCACUGCACAGAGCGCCAUGCUGGCUGGAGAAGAGGCACUGGGGCAGGGGCUGCAGUGUGUCACAGUAUUGACCACAGUUUUGCCUUGAACACUCCCAAGGCCCCUGGCUCUUGUCUGCUGGGCACACCAGCGCACAUUUCAGCAUCCCUCAUUGCAGCCAUCCCUACUUGGUGGCCAGAGGGAGAGGCGCACAGUCAGUGCUCCCACAUCUGGGUCUGCCGCUGCCGGACCAUGGGAUGUCGGCAAAGCUCAGAGGAGAAAGAGGCAGCGCGGCGGUCCCGAAGAAUCGACCGCCACCUGCGCUCAGAGAGCCAGCGGCAGCGCCGCGAGAUCAAACUGCUCCUACUGGGUACUAGCAACUCAGGCAAGAGCACCAUAGUCAAACAGAUGAAGAUCAUCCACAGUGGUGGCUUUAACCUGGAGGCUUGCAAGGAGUACAAACCCCUCAUCAUCUAUAACGCCAUUGACUCGCUGACCCGCAUCAUCCGGGCCCUGGCUGCCCUCAAAAUUGACUUCCACAACCCAGAUCGUGCGUAUGAUGCUGUGCAGCUCUUUGCACUGACUGGUCCAGCCGAGAGCAAGGGAGAAAUCACACCUGAGUUGCUAGGUGUCAUGCGGCGGCUGUGGGCCGACCCUGGGGCACAGGCCUGCUUUGGUCGCUCGAGCGAGUACCACCUGGAGGACAAUGCGGCCUACUACCUGAAUGACCUGGAGCGCAUCGCCGCACCAGACUACAUCCCCACUGUGGAGGACAUCUUGCGCUCCCGGGACAUGACCACAGGCAUUGUGGAGAACAAGUUCACCUUCAAGGAGCUCACAUUUAAGAUGGUGGAUGUGGGUGGGCAGAGGUCGGAACGCAAAAAGUGGAUCCACUGCUUCGAAGGUGUCACAGCCAUCAUCUUCUGUGUGGAGCUCAGUGGCUAUGAUCUGAAGCUCUAUGAAGAUAACCAGACGAGUCGAAUGGCAGAGAGCCUGCGCCUUUUUGACUCCAUCUGCAACAACAACUGGUUCAUCAACACCUCACUCAUCCUCUUCCUGAACAAGAAGGACCUGCUGGCGGAGAAGAUCCGGCGCAUCCCGCUCACAGUCUGCUUCCCGGAGUACAAGGGCCAGAACACGUAUGAGGAGGCCGCCGUGUACGUCCAGCGGCAGUUUGAGGAUCUGAACCGCAACAAGGAGACCAAGGAAAUCUACUCACACUUCACCUGCGCCACCGACACCAGUAACAUCCAGUUUGUCUUUGACGCUGUGACAGACGUCAUAAUACAGAACAAUCUCAAGUACAUUGGCUUAUGCUGAGGAGCCAGGCCUGUCUGGCUUGCCUGUGGUGAAACCCACGGGGUGUUACACCCCGACUCGUGCUAGAGAGGCCCAACUCAAGGGCAGAAAAUGGGGGGGCCUGAAGAAUGUCAUCCCCCCACCCCGUCCCUUGGCCUUGGCCUCCUUGGCCUCAGGUUUCUGCAAACAAAUAUAUAUGGAUAGAUUGCUAGGUAGGUAGCCACACAGGCGCGCGCACACACACACCCACACACACACAUCUGGAGAUGUCAAAGAUCUCCAAAGCAUUGAGGUCUCUUGAGGACAUAUGAAGCUACUGUCACAAGUUCACUCCAAGGCCAUUCUGUCCCUUCACUCUGCCUUCUUGAAUUGGCCCCAGUUCUGCAUGGGGUCCGCGUUGGACUUCUGGGGAAAGGCGGCAGGGUCCGGGCUAAGUUGAGCCAGUGGUGCCCAUCACUCAGAAGAAGGCCAGCUCACCACCCAAGUGCUGGACUGGGGACCUUGCCACUGAGCAGUAGUGAAGACCAGAGCAGGGAUGUGUCCCUUCCCUGCUUGGCCACAUCUGACACCAUAGCCUCUCUGCACAGUGUUUGUCUCAGACCUGGGACCUAAGGAGCCAGGUUAACAGCACUAACCAGAUCUCCAGCCACUCCCAACUGGUUUUAAACAGCUUCAAAAUAUGCAGCAAAAAUCCACACAAGCAAAUGAGUGGCACAUAUUCCUUCAAACUAGGCCAGCUGGCUUUCCAGCUUUUCUUCUACUAGUCUGAUGUUUUAUAAACCAAAACCUAGUUUUUCUUCUCUGACAUCUUUUUUUUUUUUU
Messenger RNA from Dipodomys ordii (Ord's kangaroo rat), 2414 nucleotides. It is a transcript of the gene Gnaz, whose product is annotated as guanine nucleotide binding protein (G protein), alpha z polypeptide. Gene Ontology annotation, biological process: adenylate cyclase-modulating G protein-coupled receptor signaling pathway. The transcript has 3 exons. Gene Ontology annotation, cellular component: heterotrimeric G-protein complex. Bases 546 to 1613 code for a protein of 355 amino acids. Gene Ontology annotation, molecular function: G protein-coupled receptor binding; GTPase activity; G-protein beta/gamma-subunit complex binding. NCBI's taxonomy places the organism in Eukaryota, Metazoa, Chordata, Mammalia, Rodentia, Heteromyidae. The record is from RefSeq and is a predicted model, not a curated record.